This is a messenger RNA of Aphanomyces astaci, 342 nucleotides long. RefSeq lists its product as hypothetical. Lineage: Eukaryota; Oomycota; Saprolegniomycetes; Saprolegniales; Verrucalvaceae. The record is from RefSeq and is a predicted model, not a curated record. The transcript has a single exon. The coding region runs from base 1 to 342 and encodes 113 amino acids.
AUGAUCAUUUUUGAGCGCCAAAUCAACUUGUUCAUCGCCCGUUUUCAGAAGAAACACCUCACGUGGGAUGAGCGCCGCGCUGUGGUUGACCACCUUCUCUUGCGCGUCGGACAACCGUCAUGCAAACUUCAACUAGGUGCAAUCAGUGACGUGGCCCGCUUGUUUGGCCGCCUGCGUCACACCAUUGCCGAGAUUUGGAAGCGAGCUAACGUAUCCCUGGGCAGCGACACUCUUCCUACAAGCCUCGUGCUUUGUAACGACAUCGCAACCCAAAAAAAGAGCGGGUCGGUUGAAAGCCAAAGUACACCGACCUACCAUCGCGUAGUUGAGCAGUGCCAGUAG